AUGCUACUACGAGGCUGUCAGGUAGGAUCACGUUUGAAACCAGCUCAUAAGAAGCUUCUUAUUCCAGCCCGACACUAUUCUAUCGAUCAUAAUGCAAUUAUCAAUACUUUCACAUACACCUUUGAGGGUUUACAUGAAGCCAGUGGUUUACCAUGGUGGGCACUAAUUCCAAUCACCACGUUUGCCUUGAGAUCUGUUUGGACGCUACCACUAGCUAUAAUACAGCGUAAGAGAAUUCAGAAACAGAGCACAUUGAAACCAAUAGUGAGUGCACUCAAUCCCAUUUUGAAGAUGAAUCUAGCGAAACGAGUUCAAAAAGCAAAAGGAUUGCAACAAUUACCAGACACUGAUGAGUCAGUUAAAGCUGCUCAAGCUCCAUUAGCCAAUAUGUCCUAUGAGCAGAUUUUGCUUCUCACUACAAAGGAAACACGUAAGCGUCAGAAGGAGCUUUUCAAAAAACAUAAUGUUCAAAUAUGGAAAAACUUUAUCUUACCUACAUUUCAAAUCCCACUCUGGAUUAUGAUGUCAUUAACGAUGAGAGACUUGAGUGGAUGGUCAUCAUGGGAUAACUUACACAACAAAGCAUUGGACCCUUCAUUGUAUGUAGAAGGCUGUUUGUGGUUUCAAGAUUUAGCAGUUGCCGAUCCAAUGCACGUUUUCCCCUUGAUAUUGGGAGUCAUUUCACUUUGCAAUGUUGAGUGGACUUUUAGAACUCUAGAGUUGUCACGGUUGACACAGAGAUUGAAGUAUCGACCCAAUUUGACUGAUGCAGUGGCAAACUUUUCCAGAAUGUCUAUUGUGUUUAUGAUGGCUAUUUCAAUACACGCACCAGCUGCGUUGGUGUUGUACUGGAUAUCGUCGCAGUUUUUUUCAUUGAUUCAAAAUAUAGUAUUGGAUAUUAAGUACCCCAUCUCAUUCACUCCGAAGAAACGCUUUGGUGGGGAUAUAUUGGAAUAA
Molecule: messenger RNA, 957 nt
Organism: Lodderomyces parapsilosis
Lineage: Eukaryota; Fungi; Ascomycota; Pichiomycetes; Serinales; Debaryomycetaceae
Product: membrane insertase
Exons: 1
Coding region: 1-957 (318 amino acids)
Biological process (GO): mitochondrial respiratory chain complex IV assembly; protein insertion into mitochondrial inner membrane from matrix
Cellular component (GO): mitochondrial inner membrane
Molecular function (GO): membrane insertase activity
Source: RefSeq, a predicted model, not a curated record